AGGUUAAAUUUGACACUUCAGAUAGGUGUUUAAAUCAAGUUAGCAAAAGAAAUUACAUAUCAAAACCUCUAGAGAAAGUCAGAUAAUUUUUUUUGCCUACACCUCUCAGCCGCAUAGAGCCUUUGCAUCUGAAUUUUGCUUCAAUAAUUUCUCUCAUACUCCAUUUAACUUUAACUGUCAAUGCCUUCUUCAUUCCCUGUGUUCAAUUUCUGAUAAGGAUGUAUAUAGCAAUCGCUGUAUUUUUUAUCAUACUUUGUGUGAUUCAUUUUAAAAUAUCAUCUAAGUGUGCGAGAUACGAAGCAAUUUGCAAUGGGAUACCAGGACCCAAGCUGUUGCCUAUAAUCUGCAAUUUUUUUGAACUCAGUUUCAACCCGGAAGGUAUCUACAGUCGCUUUCCUGAACUCAUCAAAAAGUAUGGAAGAGUAUUCAGAAUUUGGCUUGGACCAUCACUACAUCUUGUUUACCUCUCAAAACCUGAGGAAAUAGAGAUUAUCCUCGGGAGCACCAAGUACAUCCACAAAGCUGAAAUGUAUGAGUAUUUCGAACCCUGGCUAGGCAGUGGAUUGCUAAUAGCAAAUGGGCCUGUUUGGUUUAAGAAAAGGAAGCUAAUGACAUCAGCUUUUCAUUUUUCAAACUUGAACAAUUUCAUCCCUAAGUUUAAUACCAACAUUAAACUUUUACUCAAAAAAUUGGAAGAGCCAGCUAGAGGAGAGAGUUUCAAUGUGUAUGACUUUCUAACAUUGUGUACCUUGGAUAUAAUUGUUGAGUCAGCAAUGAACACUAAAAUAUAUGCCCAGAGUGAGAAAAACAACAGAUUCUUGAAAGCAAUGGAUGAGGCUGAGUUAGCCAUUUUGAAGAGGGGAUUUUCCCCUUGGCUUCACUCAGAUGGAUUUUUCUCAAAAUCUUCCAUCGGAAAAAUGUUCUAUGAAUCUGUACGCCUCAUGCAUGAUCUUGCUGACUCAAUAAUCAAAAUGCGAAAGAUGGAAUUAUCAGAUAAGAAAGAGGAAUCGUCCUUUGAAAAUAAAAAUACUGACAGUAUCCUACAAGACCGAUACAAGAAAAAUAUUACUUUCCUUGAUAUGCUUCUGAAAUACAACGAGGACGGAGCAGGGUUCUCUGACGUCGACCUCCGAUCAGAUGUUAUGAUGUUCAUUAUGGCCGGUCAUGGAACAACUACAUGGUGUCUGUCUUGGGCUAUGUAUUUGCUGUCUAAAAAUCCUAACAUCCAAGAAAAAAUGUACGAAGAAGUUAUAUCCGUUUUGGGUCCUGAAGACAGAGAUAUUGAAAUCAAUGACCUUCUGGAGUUGAAGUUUACAGAAAGAGUCAUAAAAGAAACGUUGCGACACUACCCGUCUGUACCGUUUUAUGGCCGGACUGUUCAUGAAAAUGUUAAAUUACCAGGUGGUUAUGUCAUCCCUGCCAACACAGAUGUGGGUAUUCUAACUUACUGUCUUCAUAUGGAUCCAGAAAUUUAUGAAAAUCCCAAAGAGUUCAAUCCUGAUAACUUUUUACCAGAAGUUUGUGCCGCUCGACAUCCAUAUGCAUACAUUCCAUUCAGCGCAGGGCCUCGCAAUUGCAUUGGUCAAAAAUUUGCAAUGCUACAGCUGAAAUCAAUUUUGUCCUCAAUCAUCAAGAAGUUUAGAAUUUUACCAGCCUCUGAUGCGCCAGCUCCAUGCCCUGUCACAGUUCUACUUUUCAAGUCCGACACAGGAGUUCAUAUUCGACUCGAAAAAAGGAAUUGAGAGAAUUUAUUUCGUAUCAGAAAUAUCAUGUGUGAAUAUUUCGUCAUUGUUAACGUAGCUUUUGAUUUAAGAAGGCCAUUUUAGUUUUAGUAAGUAAAGGGAAAUUUUGGAGUCAGGGAAAAAUCGGAAAAAUCCAGGAAAGUAAAAAAGAAGAAAUUAUGGGAACCCUGCAUAUAACUUGUAUCAUUAAAAUGUAUUUGUAUUUUUUUAUCAUUUAGAUGCUUCUAAUUUUUAUAAGCUUCUCUGUUGUGUACUGCUAAUUUUGUAACAAAGUGCCAAAAA
Messenger RNA from Bemisia tabaci, 2024 nucleotides. Its product is annotated as cytochrome P450 4C1. Lineage: Eukaryota; Metazoa; Arthropoda; Insecta; Hemiptera; Aleyrodidae. The record is from RefSeq and is a predicted model, not a curated record. Gene Ontology annotation, molecular function: iron ion binding; heme binding; oxidoreductase activity, acting on paired donors, with incorporation or reduction of molecular oxygen.